Molecule: messenger RNA, 1040 nt
Organism: Alligator sinensis (Chinese alligator)
Lineage: Eukaryota; Metazoa; Chordata; Crocodylia; Alligatoridae
Gene: SNTG1
Product: syntrophin gamma 1
Exons: 6
Cellular component (GO): intracellular anatomical structure; dystrophin-associated glycoprotein complex
Molecular function (GO): structural molecule activity
Source: RefSeq, a predicted model, not a curated record
AUAGUCUACAUGGGCUGGACAGAAGAACGGGAACAAGACUCCCUUCAGGACCGAAUGUACACACCAAAGUUUCUAGCGCUGAGAGGUUCUUCUCUAUAUAAAUUUAUAGCACCACCAGUUACCACCUGGGAUUGGACACGAGCUGAAAAAACCUUUUCAGUUUAUGAGAUUAUGUGCAAAAUUUUCAAGGACAGUGAUCUUUUGGACCGUCGGAAACACUGUUUUGGUGUCCAGUCUGAAUCUGGAGAAGACCUCUACUUUUCUGUGGAAUUAGAGUCUGACCUAACACUAUGGGAAAAAGCCUUCCAAACAGCAACUUUUUUAGAAGUUGAACGGAUACAGUGCAAGACAUAUGCCUGUGUUUUGGAGAGCCAUCUUAUGGGGCUUACCAUUGACUUUAGCAUGGGCUUUGUAUGCUUCGAUGCUGCCACAAAGGCUGUACUUUGGAGGUACAAGUUUUCUCAACUUAAAGGCUCUUCAGAUGAUGGCAAGAGCAAAAUCAAGUUUUUGUUCCAAAAUCCAGAUACUAAGCAGAUUGAAGCAAAGGAGCUGGAAUUUUCCAAUCUUUUUGCAGUCCUUCACUGUAUCCACUCAUUCUUUGCUGCCAAAGUGGCUUGUUUGGACCCCUUAUAUGUAAGCAGUCAAGCCACAGCUUCUGCUGCUGCCACAACUUCUGGUACUGGCAAAUUAAAGUAUGCUACUUGACAUCUCACAUUUCAGCACUACUAUUUACAAACAGUGCAAAACAACAUAUAAAUAUUCAUCAGAUCUAGACCUUUGGGGAACUAUGAACAUGGAAACCAAUCCAAGAGACGAGUCUUGUUGCAGUUUCAGCAGAUAAAUGGUCACAUGGGAUUGUAAAUUCAUCUCUGUUCUGCAAGACACCAGUAAAUAAUCAAGCUGAAAACCUGGAAUAGGAUGGAUAUGCUUUUAGUAUGAUCUAUUUGUACUUAUAUAGUGCUUUAAGCAACACUGGAAACAAACGAAUAAAUGACACAAGGAAACACUUCAUAUUUAAUAAAAUUUUCAACUCUCUAUAA